CACUGUGACAAGACGACACAGAAUAGGACACUUCAUCUUCAGUGAGCAGCAGCUGCCCACACACCUCCCUACCCUUGAGCAAGGUGAGGUUGACCCGCCCCCAGUGGGUCCAUAAAGGGACGAGCAAGGGGUAUCGGGCGGGAUUCUUGAAUUCUGUCACGAUGAGGGUCUUGCUCGUAUUGGCCGCGGCGCUGAUUGCCGCGUUGGGCAAGGAGACGUUUGAGGGACAUCAGGUUCUCCGCAUGGUGGCAAAUGAUGAAGCACAGUUGUCGCUUCUGAAGCAAAUGGAGGACUUGGAGGAGGAGUAUGGGCUGGACUUCUGGAUGGAGGCGAGCAACGUGGAUGCUCACGUGGACGUCAGAGUUCCCCUCGGGAGUCUGGAGGCCGUCAAACUUUUCCUGGAGAGCAAUGACAUUGAAUACUCCGUCAUGAUUGAGGAUCUGCAGAUGAUCUUGGACGAGGAGCAGGAGGAGAUUGACGCCUCCACCCGUGAUGCCGAGCCCAGAAACACCGAUAGCUUCGACUUCUCCAGAUACCACACCAUUAGCGAGCUGUACAGGUUCCAGGACAUGCUGGUGGCCGAGAAUCCCAAUCUGGUCAGCAAACUAGUGAUUGGUCAAAGCUACGAGCGCCGUCCGCUCAACGUGCUGAAGUUCAGCACUGGUGGAAGCAAGCGUCCUGCCAUCUGGAUAGACACGGGCAUCCAUUCUCGUGAAUGGGUUACCCAAGCUAGCGGUGCCUGGUUUGCCAAGAAGAUCGUUAACGACUACGGCCAGGAUCCCGCUCUCACGGCCAUCCUCAACAAGAUGGACAUCUUCCUGGAGAUUGUCACCAACCCCGAUGGCUACCACUACACGCACACUAGCAACCGUAUGUGGCGUAAGACCAGAAAGCCCAAUCCUGGUACUUCCUGCGUGGGAGUCGAUCCCAACAGGAACUGGGAUGCUGGUUUUGGAGGCCCCGGUGCGAGUGGCAGUCCAUGCUCGGAAACGUACCGGGGCCCGCGGGCGCACUCCGAGUCGGAGGUCAGCUCCAUCGUGAACUUCGUCAAGUCUCACGGCAACAUCAAGUCCUUCGUGUCCAUCCACUCGUACUCGCAGAUGCUGCUCUACCCUUACGGAUACACCAGGACACCCGUCAAGGACCAGGCUGAGCUGCACACUUUGGCCCAAAAGGCCAUCACUGCUCUGGCCUCUCUCUAUCGUACUCGCUACCGAUACGGAAGCAUCAUCAAUACCAUCUACCAGGCCAGCGGCGGAACCAUCGACUGGACGUACAAUCAAGGGAUCAAGUACUCGUUUACCUUUGAGCUCCGUGACACGGGACGCUACGGCUUCAUGUUGCCCGCCAGCCAGAUCAUCCCCACUGCCAGGGAGACGUGGCUUGCCCUCAUGGCCAUCAUGGACCACACCUCUAAGAACGCCUACUAAGGAACACAGCACCCUGUACAGGAAGAGGAAAAGUAAUAAUAAAGCAACAGUCAGGAAAACCGCAAA
Molecule: messenger RNA, 1496 nt
Organism: Hippocampus zosterae (dwarf seahorse)
Lineage: Eukaryota; Metazoa; Chordata; Actinopteri; Syngnathiformes; Syngnathidae
Gene: cpa5
Product: carboxypeptidase A5
Exons: 12
Coding region: 162-1430 (422 amino acids)
Biological process (GO): proteolysis
Molecular function (GO): metallocarboxypeptidase activity; zinc ion binding
Source: RefSeq, a predicted model, not a curated record